AUGCUAAUGCUCGCAUUACCCGUUGCCACAUUUGUGGCCGUCUUGGCCUAUGGAGUGCUCUGGGUUCUUAUUGACUAUAUUCGCGUCCUGCAGCUCAGACGGCGUAUGGCACCAGGCCCUUUCCCGCUCCCUGUCUUCGGCAAUAUCUUUCAGAUCCCAGGUAGCAGACAGUGGAAGAAAUUUGAAGAGUGGUCUAUCGAAUACGGGAGUCCUAUCAUAACUGUAUGGGAUGGACAUACGGCGGUUAUCAUUUGCAAUGAUGCAUGGUCCAUGUCGAACCUGUGCGACAAGCGAGCAAAUAUCUACUCAUCCCGAGCAAUCAAAACGCUCACUGGCAAAGUUUUCGGCUUGAACAAGUUCAACCAAGCUGGUCUUGCCUACGGAGAUCAGUGGCGACUACACCGCAGGCUCACACACUCGGCUGCCAACGCCCAGGUCGCCCAGACAUACCGGACCGUACAAGAAAAUGAGGCCAAGAUUUUUAUUAACGACUGCCUGGGUGACGCUGAAAAGUUCGUCGAGAGCGCGCUGCGAUUUACCGUCUCCAUCGUAUCGGUCAUUGCCUGGGGCCGGCGGAUCGGCAGUGAAACCGACAAUGUCCUCAAAGUUGCCCAGGCAUUUGUCGGGAGUGCUAACCUCGGUUUCCCCGGCAAGACGUACACUGAAGCCAUUCCUAUCCUUGCUUCGAUGCCUUCGUGGCUGAACCCCCUCCCGAACCAGCUGAGAAAACUUGCCAGCACCUCGAACAAGUACUUCUAUGCCUUGUCCGUCGAGGGAGCCGACGCACCGCAGGACAACUUCGCCAAGCGCUUACUAAGAGAGAAGGAAGAGCAUGGCCUCACCAAAGUUGAGAUCGCGAACCUGACGGGCAACUUCAUCGGCGCUGGAGUCGACACUACGACGAGCACCAUGUUGACAUUUGUCUUGGCCAUGUGCCUCAACCCAGACAUACAGCGCAAGGCCCAGGAGGAAAUCGACAGCGUCGUUGGGCACGAUCGCUACCCAGACUGGUCUGAUGAAGAAAGUCUCUCCUACCUGGCGGCAAUCGUCAAUGAAACACUGAGAUGGCGACCUGCCUUUGCCCUCGGCGGUCCUCCCCACGCGCCGAUCGAGGAUGACGUCUUCAACGGAUUCCUCUUUCCAAAAGGGACAGCCAUCAUUGGCAAUCUCUAUGCCAUCUCACGAAACUCGCGGGAGUAUCCCCAACCCGAAAAAUUCUGGCCAGAACGAUUCCUCGAUGACUUCAAGCGCCCAGCUUAUCCGAACAUGAGGGGCCACAACACGUUCGGUUGGGGGAGGCGCGUAUGCAGCGGUGAAGCACUGGCGCAGCAGAGUCUGUACUAUACUAUAGUGUCUCUAUUAUGGGCCUUCCAUAUCCGGCCGGGGCUGGAUGAUCAGGGAAAUGAGGUCUCUCUCGACCCGGAUGCGUACACCGUUUCUCAAGUAAAUAGGCCGCUGCCGUUCAAAGUGCGUUUGCUACCGAGGUCGGAGAAGAUUGCCAACCUUGUCAAACAAGCGGGUGAGGAUGCGCUCUCAGAACUGCAAGCUUUCGAAGCAGAGACCAAGGUCACAUUUGAGAGCGCACAGUCGGUGUCACUUGACAUGCCAAUUGCGCAUUCAGAGAAGAAUUAG
Molecule: messenger RNA, 1632 nt
Organism: Diaporthe amygdali
Lineage: Eukaryota; Fungi; Ascomycota; Sordariomycetes; Diaporthales; Diaporthaceae
Exons: 3
Coding region: 1-1632 (543 amino acids)
Molecular function (GO): oxidoreductase activity, acting on paired donors, with incorporation or reduction of molecular oxygen; iron ion binding; heme binding
Source: RefSeq, a predicted model, not a curated record